CACACUGAAGGGUGCUGAGAGGAGAGGAGAGGAGGAGAUGACGCCAGCAGAGAGAGGCUGCAGAGAUGCUAACAGUACACAUUCUGAAAGGAGCUAAGUGCUAGCUGCUGCUACAGACACACACCGGCACCCGGACAGAAUUCGGUUUGGCACUGAGGGGGCGGAGCCCACAGCUGGCGGUGAUGUCAAAGCGAGGAGCCGGGGGCAGGGGGAAGGGAGAGCGACCAGACGCCAUGGCAACCCUUCAAGCAGCCAAUGAGGAGCUGAGGGCCAAACUAACAGACAUUCAGAUUGAACUCCAACAGGAGAAGAACAAGGUGAGCCGGCUGGAGAGGGAGAAGAGUCAGGAGCUAAAGGCCGAGCAUCACCGAGCAACACUCGCUCUCACCGAGCUGAAGACCAAACUCCACGAAGAGAAGCAGAAGGAGCUAUCCGUUACCAGGGAAACACUGCUACGACAACACGAGAUGGAGCUCAUGAGGGUCAUUAAGAUCAAAGAUGGAGAAAUCCAGCGCCUAAACGGGCUGGUCGUGACACUGAGGGACGGGUCCACUGACAAGGUGAGGAGUGCCCUGCUGGCGGAGGUGGAGGAGGCCAGGAGGAGCUGGGAGGCAGAACGCUGUCGCCUCCAGCAGGAGGUUCAGGAGCUUCGAGGAACCAAGAGGAGCACAGAGGAAGCUCUGGUCUCAGCCCAGCAGGCCUGCCAGGCCCGAGCAGCCGAACUGCGCUCCGCUCAUCACCAGCACCAGGAGGAACUGAAUCGGACAAAGAGGGAAUGUGAGAGGGAAAUCCGCCGACUGAUGGAUGAGAUAAAGCUGAAGGACAGGGCUGUCAGUGUUCUGGAUAAGGCCCUGGGGCUGCAGGCUGGACACGCCCACCGCCUCCAGCUGCAGACUCAGGCUGCUGAGCAGCAAAUAGCAGCCCUGAGAGAUGCACAGCGAGUGGGACUAACCCAUUCCACUCCUAACCCCACCCCUAACAAUGCUCCGCACAUUUCUCAGGAGGAGCGAGAUACUCGCAGGUUUCAGCUAAAGAUUGCUGAGCUCAGCGCUGUGGUCAGAAAGCUUGAGGAUCGAAAUUCACUGCUAUCUGAAGAACGCAAUGAACUGUUGAAGCGUCUCAGAGAGACAGAGAGUCAGUUUCUUCCCCUACUGGACAAGAACAAACGUCUCAGUAGGAAAAACGAGGAGUUGGCUCUCGCACUGCGUCGCCUCGAUAACAAACUUCGUUUUGUUACCCAGGAGAACAUGGAGAUGGUAACUAUGAGGCGGCCAAGUUCACUAAACGACCUGGACCGCAGUCACUCCACCAGUUACCAUGGUUACAGCCAGGAUGAGAGGGAGAUGGAGUUUCUACGGUUACAAGUGGUGGAGCAGCAACACAUCAUUGAUGACCUGACCAAGGCUCUGGAAACAGCAGGUUACGUGAAGAACGUUAUUGAGAGAGACAUGUUACUGAGAUACAGACGUCAGGAGACUGUGAGACGGAAGAGGACCUUCAGAGCCUGCAGGGUCAUAGAGACAUUUUAUGGUUAUGAUGAAGAGGCCUCGGUGGAUUCUGAUGGAUCAUCUUUAUCUUUUCACACUGACAGAACUCCAGAUACUGAACCAGAGGAGGUGUGUGUUCGUGAGGAUGCAGAGCUCCGGUACCGGCAGCUAACGCAGGAGUACCAGGCCCUGCAGCGGGCCUACGCCCUGCUGGCAGAGACCAGCGGGGGGACCUACGAUGCAGAGAAGGAGAUCAAGACCAGAGAGCAGCUGCUGGGUGAAAUCAGCCGGUACCAAAGCAGAGCGGCAGAUCUGGAGUCAGCCCUCACACAACAGGGCCUGGAUACAAAAUGGGUAGAGGAGAAGCAGGCGCUGUAUCAGAGGAACCAGGAGCUGGUGGAUAAGGUGCUGCAGAUGGAAGGUGAAGAACUGCGACUGAAAAAUGACAUCCAAGAUGCCAGAGACCAGAAUGAGCUGCUAGAGUUCAGGAUCUUAGAGUUGGAGGAGAGGGAGCGCCGCUCACCUGCAAUCACCUUCCAACAGCUCCACUUCCCAGAAGGUCUGAGUCCCCUUCAGAUUUACUGUGAGGCAGAGGGAGUCACAGACAUAGUAAUCAGUGAGUUGAUGAAGAAGUUGGAUAUUCUGGGAGAUAACGCCGUAAGUAAUCUGUCCAAUGAGGAGCAGGUGGUGGUGAUCCAUGCCAGGACGGUUCUCACUCUAGCAGAAAAGUGGCUGGAGUCCAUCGAAGUGACAAAGUCGGCUCUGCAGCAGAAGAUGCUGGACAUUGAAAACGAGAAGGCCCUGUUCAGUAAACAGAAGGGUUACUUGGAUGAGGAGCUUGACUACAGGAAGCAGUCAAUGGAUCAGGCACAUAAGAGGAUCUUGGAGCUGGAGGCCAUGCUGUUUGAAGCUCUGCAGCAGGAGGAGGAAUCAAGGAUUAUGGGGUUAAAGAUGGAGGAGAGUCGAUUGUCAGAGACUCUAACAGAGAGGGAUAAGGAGGAGCUGAGGAGAGCCAUGGACCAAUGGAAGCGAACUGUGAUGUGUGAGCUGAGAGAAAGAGAUUCCCAGAUCCUUCGCGAGAGGAUGGAGCUGCUGCAGCUCACACAGCAGAGGAACAAGGAGCUGGAAGAGUGUAUAGAAGCACAGAAACGGCAGAUCAAAGAGCUGGAAGAGAAGGUAAGAAACAGAAGAAACCAAAGAAAUCUUCUUUUUGUUCCUGUUUCUCUUCUUCUCGUUGGCCUUCAUCCUGUGGUCCUAACAACAGCAGUGUUUGCAGGCUUCCAGAGUCCAGCAGCCGGCCCCUCAGUGGGUCAGGUCCUGAGUUCAGACCACAUCACCGGAGGAUUCUGAGGGUUCGGACCCAGCAGCCUAACUGAGGCUCUGCAGCCUCGUGGCUAUCAGCCAAUCAGGGCGGAGCCGAGCUGUCAGCGAACCGUCACCCCCCCAGGUGCUCUCUGUGCGGCCUCGGGAUGAAGAAUGGCAGCAGUUCAGUCAACAGGAAGUUCUGACCGAAACCUCGUUGGCUCUGGACCAGCUCAGUUUUUUCUGGGUGCCCCAGUGGGCUCAGAUUUCAGAAAAGCAGCAUAGAGCUCCGAUUGGCUGAAUGACAGAAGGUUUUAAACAUCAGAUUAGAGUUCAAACCCAAAACCUGUGAAGGGAUAAAGGGGAGAAUCGUGAGUGACGCACAGAAUAAAACUAAACGGUAUCCUGAUCCAAAGAAACAAAACGGUGCUGGAGAGGAGAACCAGACCCGGAUGAAACCAGGACAGCCGGGGGCAUUAAAGUUCUGAUUACAAGCAGCUUUAACUGACUAUGGGAUGGGAGUUUUCACUGAGCCGUGCUGAGGCGCUGCCAGGGUUUCUUGUUCUGAAGGCUGACGUUAAACAACCAGCUCCAACAUCAAACUGGACUCAUUUCUCAGGAGGACAGCAAGCACCAUCACAAAGGAAUCUUAUCUGUAAAAACUAAAAGAAUAAACAGACCUGGA
Molecule: messenger RNA, 3474 nt
Organism: Menidia menidia (Atlantic silverside)
Lineage: Eukaryota; Metazoa; Chordata; Actinopteri; Atheriniformes; Atherinopsidae
Source: the annotation of a GenBank genome assembly